AGUAUAUUAGCAUCAUUCAUCAUUUGCCUUAGAUCAGACAAGAUUUGUAAUGCAUUUUUAUCCCUAUGAAAUGUAAAUUUAUAAGCAUGUUUUACUUUUAAAAAUGAAAAAUUCUGAUUUGAGCAGACAACUUUCACAAAGUUAAUUACUAAAAACCCAGCAACAAAAUGUCUGAGCUUUUACAGUGUCUUUAAGUGGUGGUGUAACCUAUGGCUAUGAAUUUAAGCCUGUGUAGUUAGGUGUCAUUGUAUUAAUUUAUUGCAGGUGGAUAAGGUUCAUCUUCCUUCUACAGAAUGGGUGGGAGGAAUGAAACCAAAAUCAUGUAUUUCAUUCUCCUGGGUUUUCCCACCACUGGUGAACUGCAGCUGCUUCUCUUCUCUGCUUUACUUCUGAUUUAUUUAUUAACUGUGUUGGAAAAUCUCCUUAUCAUUCUCAUCAUCCAAAAAAACCACAGCCUGCAAAAUCCCAUGUAUUUAUUCCUAGGGAAUCUGUCUUUCUUAGAGAUCUGCUAUGUUUCUGUCAUUGAGCCAAAGAUGAUCACAGAUGUCCUGUCUCAUGACAAACGUAUCUCACUGCAGGGCUGCAUGGCACAGCUGCAUUUCUUUGUGACUUUGGUUUGCACUGAGUAUGUUCUGCUAGCUGUCAUGGCCUGUGACCGCUUCCUGGCCAUAUGCAAACCUCUCAGGUAUCCCCUCAUCAUGAGGCACAAGUUCUGUGCCCAGCUGGUAGCUGGCUGUUGGAUGUGUGGUUUGACCACUUCUUCCAUCAAGCUGAGCUUUAUAGCCCGCCUCUCCUUCUGUGAUGUGGACAAAAUCAAUCAUUAUUUCUGUGAUAUUUCCCCCCUGCUGAAUAUCUCCUGCAGCGAUUCCUCUUUGGCUGAGCUAGCAGACUUCAUCCUGGCUCUGCUGGUUAUCAUGGUGCCUCUGUGCUUUGUGGUGGCCUCCUAUGUUUGCAUCCUGAUCACUGUGUUGAAGAUUCCUUCUUCUCAGGGGAGGCAAAAGGCCUUUUCCACCUGCAGCUCCCACCUGACCGUGGUGAUUUUGUUCUACUCCACCACUCUCUUCACUUACUCCCGCCCUAAGCUCAUGUACACCUACCGUGCCAACAAGCUGGUGUCAGUCCUGUACACCGUGGUUGUGCCACUUCUGAAUCCUCUCAUAUAUUGUCUUAGAAACAAAGAAGUCAGGUUUGCCAUCAGAAGGACUUUUACUUGCAGAUGACACACCAAAGAAAUCAACUGAGGAGUCCCAGAGAAGGGGGGCUUUGCUCAUGAAGAUCAACUGGCAGUGCUGAUGAGCUUAAGCCAGGAGGUCCAGACCUUAAUCCAUGCCAAACUCUCCUAUUCACUCAUAUCUACUGAACUAAACUUUGAUAUAUCUAAGUUAGAUCUGUGUAUAUACUAUGGUUUUGACUCAAGAUGUGUGGGUUUGGGGCUUUUUUCUUGUUUUCCCCCUAAGAAUCUAUGCUGUCACCCUCUCUUAAAAGUCUCCAGCUGAAUGACUGCUAUGUUUUUAAGGAUGUUUGGAAAUGCUAGAAAAUUAACCCCAUAUUUGUUUGCCCUAGAUGGAAUAGAGUCCAGAAAACCUUGUAAAAUGUGUGUGAAAAUCAGCUAUCUAUGUGUGAUUUAUUUAGUCCCAGAUUUUGUUAUUAUCCCUUGAAAGAAAUAGGCAGCAGAAAAGGAUGGGUAAUUCUAACAUUCGUAAGUGUAGGAUAAAAGGAACCAUGCUCUGAAGAAGAAAAUUUUUCUAAUAUGGCAUUAGAGAAAGUAUAAUGUGAGUAGCCUGUGGUAUUCACAUGGUACAGCUGCAUUGUCACUGUCUCAACUCUUCACAACAGAACCAAGGUACCCUAAAUAAAUUCAUUGCACACCAAAUAAUGUCUUCCAUGAAGAAAUUCAGACAUGCCUGAAAGGAUAAAUCACUUCAGUAUUCCCUUCAGGCUGCACGAGCCUUGGAUCCAGCAGCAUUUCAUCAUUGCUGUCAUGCAGGAGUCUGGAAACACAGCUGGUGAAUCUGAGCUAAACACGGAUUGUCUGAGAAAAUCUGAUUAUCAAUCAGAAAUGAAAUGGUGCCUCUAAGAAAACUGCUCUGUGUUCAGACUAUCACAGUGCUUCAGAACUUUCAAUAUUCUGUAAUAAACAAAUAAAUAAAUCUGUCAGCAGAGUGCAUCUCCAUGUGACCAUAUUAAAUCUGGGUUUGAGUUUAUGACUCAUGGUAUCUGAUAUUCUGUGCUCUGUACUGGCAUACUGACUCCUCCAGUGUUGCAGAUGAAACAUUCAGCUUUCCAGGGAAGAAACCUGGAAGAAACUUGUCUGUGCAAACUGUGCCAUGUAUUGCCAGCUGUUUCAAACAAGGCCUUUGUGAGGACUUGAACACAGUGUUAAGGAGAGAUGUCAGGAACAGCUUGAAGUUAACCACAGUGGGCAGCUCUCACCAGAAAUGCAGGGUGCUGGCUGCAAUCCAGGUAUUAGCAGAAAAUCUGCUAGGAAAA
Catharus ustulatus (Swainson's thrush) is the source of this 2490-nucleotide messenger RNA. Its product is annotated as olfactory receptor 6Y1-like. Gene Ontology annotation, molecular function: G protein-coupled receptor activity; olfactory receptor activity. The record is from RefSeq and is a predicted model, not a curated record. Lineage: Eukaryota; Metazoa; Chordata; Aves; Passeriformes; Turdidae. Gene Ontology annotation, cellular component: membrane. The transcript has a single exon. Bases 294 to 1220 code for a protein of 308 amino acids. Gene Ontology annotation, biological process: G protein-coupled receptor signaling pathway.